AGAACAUACCCUUCCAAGUUCGUUAAUUAAUUUAGGGCAAUUUCACUAUUGUUCACUAAUAAUAAUUGUUGUACGCAUCUCUCCCAAAUGAAAUCGUGUCUUUACAUUGCAGAUUUACUGCGAAUUCAUUCAUCGUUCACCGUCGACUACGAAGCAACCAUUGAUUACUUUUUUUUGCAAAAUCACAUAAUCAAUGUAAUACUGUUCCAUGAAAUUAUCGCUGGAAUGCAUGGAUUGGACGCUUGAGCCGCUCCAUUCGGCUCCUGCUUUUGUAAAGGAGGAUUGUCUGACAAGUACACGAUUUUCAACAAAACAGGUUUCUCUGCCAGUACUACGAAUAUUUGGUCUUACCGAGGCUGGUGACUCAAUAUGUUGUUUUCUACACAAUUGCUUUCCAUACCUUUUUAUUGAUUUUGUUCCGGAGGAACAUGAUGACUUGAUCCAGUUUCUGAAACAGCUGAAACAGUUUAUCGAAGAAACGUUGAGUCGCUCUCUUCAUUUAGACAAUUCUCGCGUUCAACUUGUGUAUAAUAUUCAAUUGGUUAAAGGGAUUCCGUUUUACGGCUACCAUGUUGGUUGGCGUCUCUUUUGCAAAAUAUCUCUUUUUAAUCCAAAUCAUAUUAAUAAACUUGCAGACCUGUUUCGCCAAGGACGAAUACUGAAAAACAGCACACGCGUUUACGAGGCACAUGUGCCUUAUCUCUUGCAAUUCCUCAUCGACCACAACUUAUAUGGUUGUGAUUGCAUGGAACUAGACGAAAAUCGCAUUGAGCUUGUUACCGAUAAGGAAACACGGAAAACUCACUGUUCAUGCGAGCUCGUAGCUUCUGUUACUGCCGUCCUCAAUCGAAUGCGGAUUCAAGAAAACUUUGUACAUUCUCAAUUGUACGAAGAUCUGUCGGUCUAUGAGCGUAUCCAUUCCGUUGGAAGUUUAGCGGAAGUCUGGAAGUCUGAAGCUGUUCGUCGGGGUCUACCUGUGAACAGCAGUGGAAAUUCAAGUCUAGGUUUGACAUACUUGCAGAGUACGCAGGCCGGAUUAAAGGUUUCUUCUUCAGUCGAACGUUCUACUCAGCUUGAAUGGCGAAAGGCGGAAAAGAACGGACAACUGUUUUCCAACGCCCUUCGGCUUAUUGCUUCUGAGGCAUCAGCAAGCGAAAAGCCGAAUGUACCAAUUCCAGACUAUGAGAAUGUGGACACAACUUUCUCAUGCGUAGAUCAUCAUUAUGAAUGCACAGAUGCAAGCUGUCCAUAUUCUACAAAUCAGAUUGUAAAGCUACAAACCAAGCAAGCGGCGCUGGAACUUAAUAGCCGUGACACUGUUAUAUCAUCUAGUUUGCCAAGCAAUUCACAAUCUUCCUUACUUGGUGCUCAUUCGUCUACAACGCCUUUGGCUUCAAAAGAGUCUAACGAUACUUCCGGGAGAGUAUCCGACAUGUUUCCUUCAACUGGGUCAACAAAAUCUGACAGCGAAAAUCACGAAACUGUGACUGGAACCUCGUUAGAAAACAGUAAUGCUAAAAAGGGUGGAAGUCAAGAUACCUCACAAUCAAUGACCCAUGACCUUCUGUUUGUUCCUUCGACAAACCCGGAAACAUUACACGAACAAACUCGUCAUCAGGAGUUCGGUCGUAAGCUCAAGUAUACAACCAACAAUCCGUUUCUGACUCAAAUUCCGGAACCAUCGAACCAAAACGCCUCAAAUCGCCCAUUUUUCAUUUACUCAAAGGGUCCUCCGAGCACUAAGGAAUUGUUGGCUGAGUUGCAUGAUUACAAUUUAGCAUCUACAGUGUAUGACGAUGUUUAUUUUUCGAAUGCUAAAGACUAUGAUCCCAAUGCCACAUCUCUGCCUUCGCAAAUGCAAAGACCCCGCGUACAUUCCAUUGAAAAUCUUCCUCCUUUUCACCCAGGAAUAACAGAAGACAUGAGCAGUCUUGCAAAUGGACAUGGUCUUCUUCAUGUUAAAGAGUGGGAGUUUAAAGAUCUACCGCCAACUUCAUCCUCCUUAAUGAGCUCAUGGAAUACUACCGUAGGAGAAUCGAAACCCGCAUUUGUGCAGUCAAAUAUAAUUACCAAGACCUUCAAGCGUGAUGCCUUUUCGAGCGUCAAACUUCUCGCAAUGGAAUGCUUUGCCUCGUCUCACGUUGAUAAACUACCAGAUCCCAAAAAGGAUAAGCUGCAGGGAUGCUUCUUUGCCUUCCAAUUUGACCCCAAUGUCGAGGGGAUUGAUGGCAUGUGCUGUAUUUUAUGUGAUGACACUAUACCAUUAGAGUUGUAUCAGAAAGCCUUUCCUCAUGUUUACUUUAUCCUUGUGGACACCGAAAUUGAACUCAUUAAUGAAGUCAUAUCGGUUACCCGAGACAUUGAUCCAACUUUGCUUUGUGGAUAUGAGAUUCAGCAAUCUUCUUGGGGCUAUGUUAUUGAGAGGGCCAUGAUGCAAUUUCAGUAUGACUUAACGUCUGAGCUUUCUCGCUUAAAACAAUUUGAAUCAGGAAAGUUCGGUAGUAAGGAUGAUCCCUGGGGUCAUCGCAAAGCAACUUCCCUUCAUGUUGUUGGACGUCAUUUACUAAACAUAUGGCGUUUAAUGAAGGGUGAGUAUAAUUUGUUUAAUUACUCACUAGAGUCAGUAGUCUCGCAUGUUUUUGAUACUCAGACACCUCAUUAUAGCCAGAAUGACUUGAACACUCUCUGGGCUAGUUCUCAACUUCGAGAUAAGUUGCAUUUUGUACAGUAUCAUUUGUCAAGAGUCAGUUAUGAUCUUCGUAUACUUGUUUCUAGCGCCGUCAUUACGAAGGUGAGAGAACAGGCACGAAUUAUUGGGGUCGACUUUUACUCUGUCAUAUCGAGGGGUUCACAGUUUAAAGUUGAAUCCAUCUUAUUCAGAAUUGCAAAAAGUGAGAAUUAUAUUCUCCCAUCACCCGGACCACAACAAAUGACCGAACAAAACGCGUUGGAAUGUUUGCCUCUUGUGCUUGAACCACAGACAAAUCUGUUCAAAAAUCCAGUAGCAGUUUUGGAUUUCCAAUCUCUGUACCCUUCUAUCAUCAUCGCUUUCAAUCUUUGCUUCUCCACUUGUCUAGGAUAUGUUCGGAAUAUUGAUAAGGCACAACGUUUAGGAUUUACAUUUUACCAGGCUGAUCCUACUCUUUUGCAAGCCUUAAAGGAUGACAUUUACAUAUCCCCAAACGGAGUUGCUUAUGUUCAGAAAAAUGUUCGAAAGUCUCUAUUAGCGAGAAUGCUUGAGGAACUUAUUGAUACGCGGUUACUGUUGAAGUCUGGUAUGAAGGAUUGCACUGAUGCCAAUAUCCAUCGGAUUCUGAAUGGUCGACAGUUGGCACUGAAACUAAUAGCAAACGUGACAUACGGCUACACAUCUGCUUCUUUUUCUGGCAGAAUGCCGUGUUCGGAGAUUGCCGACACUAUCGUUCAGACCGGCCGAGAAAUAUUAGAGCGCUCUAUCAACAUAAUCAAUGCUACCGAACAAUUUGAAGCGCGUGUGGUAUAUGGCGACACUGACAGUCUAUUCGUUGAAUUGCCUGGAGCAACUAAAGAGGAAGCCUUUAAACGUGCUCAGCUUUUGGCUAACAAAAUAUCAUCCGCCCUUCCCUCUCCAUUGAAGCUCAAAUUCGAGAAAGUUUAUCUUCCAUGCUUUUUGCUAGCCAAAAAACGGUAUGUUGGAUACAGUUUUGAGUCUUUAAGCGACAAAAAACCUAAGUUUGACGCUAAAGGCAUUGAAACCGUAAGGCGAGACGGUACGCCCGUGCAACAGAAAGUUCUCCAGGCAUGUCUCUGUGCUUUAUUCGACACAAUGGACUUGUCCUCAGUAAAGCGCGUUUUUCUGGAACAGUGUUCGUCCAUUGUUGAAAACCGAGUUUCUAUCAUGGACUUUUGUUUUUCAAAAGAAGUUUACCUGGGCACGUACAAAGAUGCGACUACAGCACCACCUGGCGCUGCACUUUCGUUGCGACUCAUGUUGCAAGAUGCUCGCAUGGAACCACAGUAUGGUGAACGUGUACCAUAUGUUAUUGUAGCUGCUCCUCCGAACACGACAUUAGUAAAGCGGUCUGUUAGUCCGGAGGAAUUUGUGAAUGACAGUACACUUCAUUUGGAUUUAGACUAUUACAUUAGGCACAACAUCAUUCCUCCUUUAGAUCGCAUGCUGAAUGUACUGGGCGCGAGUGCCAAACUUUGGUACGACCAAAUGCCCAAAGUAAAGAAGCUACUUACUGAUUCCGUGUCGACGAAAGCUUCUGCAGUUGGCCAAGGAAGAACAUUGGAUCAGAUCUUGCAUACCAUGUUGUGUUGUUUAUGUUUAAAGAAUCCAGUUACUGCAGUUCCCAACGCUCCAACGUCGCUUUUAUGUGAAGAUUGCCGGCAGCAUUCUGACAAAGCACUAAUGAACACCCUUUAUAACCUUAAUUCCUCUUCACUUUUGUUUAAUCGGCUCAGUCACAUAUGCGAGGGAUGCAGCCGUAUUUCCUCAGUUGAUCCUAUUUACUGUAAUUCUCAAAACUGCUGUAUCUACUAUGAACGUGUUCGGCUAAGAAGUCUAAAAGAUCUUCACUCAAAACGCUAUUCUGCGCUUCUUCAAGCACUCGAUUGGUAAAAGAAUGGUGCUGAACGCAGAAUGACGCUACAGGUUUCAACUCAACCUGUCUGUAAUUUUACAAAAUCUUUAUGCUCAUACAAUUCGUUUAAUGUACCGCCUUCAAAAGCCUUCCCUGUUUCUUCCUUCUUUCACAAAAAACAUUAAUAUAAUGACUAUUAUGCUUGU
Messenger RNA from Schizosaccharomyces japonicus yFS275, 4771 nucleotides. RefSeq names its product DNA polymerase zeta catalytic subunit Rev3. Lineage: Eukaryota; Fungi; Ascomycota; Schizosaccharomycetes; Schizosaccharomycetales; Schizosaccharomycetaceae. Gene Ontology annotation, molecular function: DNA-directed DNA polymerase activity; nucleotide binding; nucleic acid binding. The record is from RefSeq and is a predicted model, not a curated record. Gene Ontology annotation, cellular component: nucleus; mitochondrion; zeta DNA polymerase complex. Gene Ontology annotation, biological process: translesion synthesis; DNA repair; error-free translesion synthesis. The transcript is spliced from 2 exons. Bases 209 to 4603 code for a protein of 1464 amino acids.